CAGAAGGUGUUCGAUUUCCCUCUUUACUGCGCUAUACAUCUGUUUUCAUCACAAUGCCUGCCCUUACGGUCGGAGCUACGAGCUCCAAGAAAAGAAAGAGCGCCAAAGAAAGUGGUGUGCCGUCGUCAAAACGCCGUGCAAUUGCAGAGAACGAUAGCGUAGAUAUGAUGGCCGAAGUCUCUCAAAUGGAAGAGCAGAUUGCCGAGUCGCGAAAGCACUACAACAACAUUGCGAAGCUGAUCUCGAUGCUCGAUGUGGACGAAAAUGCUGCCAAUCCGAAUUUGGCAGUCGCAGUAUCUCUCUGUCGUGUUUUCAGCAGAUUGAUUGCCGGGGGAGAUUUAACGGAGACAAAUAGAGCUGCAGAGAAUGAGAAGAUUAUUGUAGCAUGGCUGAAAGAACGCUGUCGCGAGUACCAGAAGGCUCUUUCUGCUAUAUUGCGUGAAGGAGACACGUCUGCUAAGCUCACGGCCCUCACUCUCUGCAUGCGCCUAGUCAACGAACGUGCUACCCAUAUACCCGGUGAAGACACUCAAGUCUGGCUAUCAGGCUUGUUCAAGAACGUUGUCGAAGCAGUUGUUGAGACUAGUGAUACCGCAUUGCGGUCCGAGUUCAUCGAGAAGUUCGCCAACGCAUACGAAGACGUAAGAUUCUAUACAUUUGUGCAGAUCGCCGACAUUGCCGAAUCGGAAAGAAGUCCUGAAACCCUCGACAUCCUCAUCUCCAUACUCACAGCAUGCGACGCAGUUCCGGGCCCCGAACACGAAUUCAAGAACUUCUACGUCAAAUCUAAUAAAAAGAACAAGAAGCUCGUCUCGAUCAACUCCCACAAGAAGCGUGCCCAAGAUGCCUGGCUCUCCGUCCUCCGAAACAACAUAUCCGAAUCCCAGCGGAAAAACCUCCUCCGCAUCAUGGUUCACAACAUCGAGCCCUGGUUCAGCCGACCCGAACUGCUCAUGGACUUCCUCACAGACUCCUACAACGUCGGCGGCGCAACCUCCCUGCUCGCCCUCUCCGGUCUCUUCUACCUCAUCCAGGAGAAGAACCUGGAUUACCCACAGUUCUACCAAAAGCUGUACUCGCUGCUCGACGCCGACCUGCUCCACUCCAAGCACCGUUCCCGCUUCUUCCGCUUGAUGAACACUUUUCUCGCCUCCACCCAUUUGCCAGCUACGCUUAUCGCCAGCUUCAUCAAGCGUCUCUCUCGUCUCGCGCUUAACGCCCCUCCAACCGCCAUCGUGGUGAUCGUUCCCUUCAUCUACAAUCUCCUCAAAUCCCACCCCACUUGCACCUUCAUGCUCCAUCGAGUCAUCAAGGACGAGGAAUACAAAGCAGAGCUAGAAGCUGAAGGCAUGGAUGACCCGUUCGAUGCCAAGGAGCCCGAGCCAAUUCGCACCAAUGCCAUCGAGAGCAGUCUAUGGGAGAUCCAGUCCCUCCAACAACACUAUCAUCCCAACGUUGCGGCUAUUGCACGCAUCAUAUCCGAGCAAUUCACGAAGCAGUUCUAUAAUCUUGAGGAUUUCCUAGACUAUACCUACCAAGGAAUGGUGCAGUCAGAGCUAGGAUCAGAAGAGAAGCCCAUGAAGCGGAUCCCCGUCAUCGAGUAUCACAUCCCCAAGCGGAUAUUUACCGAUCGAAUGUUGGAAGAGGACGGAGGCGUGGAUACGGCUCCGGGAAGCCUCAUGAGAGUGUUGUGGGAUUUUGCAUAAGGUUUGCGCGCGAUACACAGGUAGAUUUCAUUCUCUUUUAUUUUUAGCGUAUAUAAUUGAUCAAAAGGGGUUGGUUCAACGAAUAUAAGUGGAUCCCGUUCUAACCAAAUCUUUACCUUGGAAGAAUUGCAUCAAAUCCUAUUCAUUAUACAGUCUAACUAAUAGGGCCGCUCCCUAAACCUAGCAGUAGC
Aspergillus alliaceus is the source of this 1897-nucleotide messenger RNA. RefSeq names its product ribosome biosynthesis protein NOC4 (gene noc4). The record is from RefSeq and is a predicted model, not a curated record. The transcript is spliced from 3 exons. Gene Ontology annotation, biological process: ribosome biogenesis. Bases 54 to 1706 code for a protein of 550 amino acids. Gene Ontology annotation, cellular component: small-subunit processome; nucleolus; Noc4p-Nop14p complex. NCBI's taxonomy places the organism in Eukaryota, Fungi, Ascomycota, Eurotiomycetes, Eurotiales, Aspergillaceae.